This is a messenger RNA of Doryrhamphus excisus (bluestripe pipefish), 8922 nucleotides long. The record is from RefSeq and is a predicted model, not a curated record. NCBI's taxonomy places the organism in Eukaryota, Metazoa, Chordata, Actinopteri, Syngnathiformes, Syngnathidae.
AGGUUUACUUGGUCAAAUCCCUUAUCUGUACCUUAUGGGUCUUGAGAAGCAGAAAAUCAUCGGUGUAGAAAAAGAUAUUGUGCAUAUUUUUGAUUUUGAGGUAGAUUUAUCCAGACGAUGUGUAGUGAGGUUUGGGAGCUAUGGGAGAGUUACUGGGUGUGGUUGCGGCCGACUGAAACUAGUUCUGCUUCACUAAAUAGACCGUUGAUGGACCACCUCCGCAUCAACAUCCGGGCAAAGGUUCAGUCUUCAUCCCGUGAGAUCCUAGCUACCGUGUGUUGUGGUGGGGCUAGCAGAGGGGUGUAUGGAUAUAUCAUUGACUAAACUGGAUGCCCAAACAUUCCCGAGGCCCAGACACGGGGAUUGUAUCAUCAUUACAGCUUUACGAUGGCAUCCCCGUCCAGCGCUGAAAGUGAGUGUGAAAGAUUUGAGCAGCAAGCGAAGCCAAAACUUCAGUGAGACCUGAGCGAUAUAGCAGAUGAGCGUCGGUCCAUGAAGGGAUCUAAGAAGUGGAAGACAAUCUCACCCUGUGAUAUAUAGCUUCAACCUAUCUUUUCCAAGUCCAAGAACCUUGAGAUGCACUAACAGACGCCAUCCUGUUCCAGCUUUUAAAUGACUUACCACUUGUCAUGGGGGCCCUGGGGGUGGAACGGCACACGCUGCUGCCUUCCGUGCAGACGGCGCUGGUUUCGUCCCAACACCCCGCCGGUGUCCCAUGUCAUGAAAGCUCAUGUGAGUGACUCACUGUGGCCAUGGCAAAAACCAAAGACCCCAAAAAGUCACUUGUGCAACAACCCAACGUCUGACAUUCCCAUACCUCCAAGGCGUACCUUUACGGCAACAGCCUCUCACUCACACCCAAGUACAGCUCAGUGUCACAAAGCCAGGUAACACUGUUUUCAUCUCUCCGAAAGCAGCUCAUGUCCUGGUAAAGACAAUUCAAACAACAGACAAGUACUACACAAUACGGAAAGGAAGUAAAGAAAGUGUGAAAGUUCCCAACAAGUCUGUCUGCAGUGCAACGUGUCCAAAUCACUAGGAAUCCACAAGAAGUGCCACACUUCCCAGUAGUCCCCGAAGUGGACCUUUCACUCUGCUGGGUUAAAAAUGCAUGUUUAAAGUCUAUUUUUGCCAGGAGCUGUGUCAAGAAAUCCACACACGCCGACGGGACAGAAUCUGCUCAAUGUUCUACAAAAAACAGCCAAGCUGGCUCUCCAUCAUUUAUGGCACGGUCACAUGACUGUGAUAACUCCUGACAUCAAGCCAAGUGGCGGCCCUUCAGACGGUGAAAGUGUGCUUAGGUCGGGCUACUCGAGUAACUCAAAGCGUACGUCACACGGCAGGAAUCGCAAGGCAAGAAUCAAGCUAAACUGGUCCAAAUACCGAUCCAGGAUGCGGACACGCUGUACUCUCUUCCCAGGAGGACGGAGAAUCGAACCAGCAGCCUUCAGGUUGGGAGAUGACCUCUCACCUUAGCUGUGCCACCCCCACAGACACUCCCUUGGUGGCUGAGCAUCAGGACCACCAUGGUAGAAUCCCGUCCAAGGCCUGUCCCUGUGCCUCACCUGGCCCAUGUGUUGGAGGCAACCCGACUUAAAGACACUUAAGAAUCUUAACCUCAGGAACCCUCUAAAUCCAGUUCCAAAAGCGGUGGCCCCACGGUGGAAGUGUUGCGGUAAAGGUCUGUGAGAUGCUGGCUGGCCAGUUUGGAGGCGUCAGCGUGGAGUCGUGCCGCAGAGGGAAGUCAUUGUUUAGUAACAACUUGCUAUCAUCAGGAUCAGCACUGUAAUGUGUGUGUGUGUGUGUGUGUGUGUGUGUGUGUGUGUGUGUGUGUGUGUGUGUGUGUGUGUGUGUGUGUGCGUGUGCGUGCAGGAGGAAAGGAGAUGAGACAAACAUACAAUUGUCCUAAGAAACACUGAAUGUUGUGGUAAACUCUCUGACAUGAAAUGAAGGAGACCAAUUCAAUCACAUGCUCUAUCUGCAGGAGAGGAAACAAGGUCACGUCACGUCCCAUUACCCGGAGAGGCCUUCCUCCUUUUAGUACUUUCCCCACAGCCUCCCGAGAGUGUCAGACGACAGGCCAUUAGAACCCCGCUGAAACACCACUGAUACUGUCAGAAGGAGGGCGGCGCCACAUUAAAGCUGGCUUGAUAGGGCGGGCGUCUAAAGCAGUACAUGGCCCUCCCCCCAAGUUUGGACACCCCUGGCCUCAGGCCCGACUCGUGGAAAGACGCUGAGGCUGAACGGGCUAAGCAAGUCUCGGUUCACUGGAGCCAAGACUGGUGGUUCUGGCAUCGUGGGUGAAUCCCAUCACACCAACAUGGACGCCCAUCUUAGGGAUGAGGAAACCAGGAGGAAUAAAAGCAGCCUUCAUUCCAUUCCCAGAUGGAAUCUAAAGCCACGAAGACAUCCAAAGGAACUGGGCCGCCUUGCACCUCCUUUCUCCCUUCUCUCCUUUGAAAGCCUGACAGGAGCACACGGAACAAUUUGGUGAUAGCAAAGAGACACAGGAGGAACAACCUGCAACGGUCUGCCGGGAGACGUUUGGACGGAAGCCAUGCCGGCUCUUCCCGCCACCCUGCUCCUCGUCGGCCUUCUUGGUGUCCAACGGGCGGAGUGCGGCGUCGCCGUGGACGCUUCGGCAGGCAAACACAGAGGAAGCCCUGCGGGAGGCACCCAAGCACCUGAAUCGCAGCCUGGAGAUCACCAUGACAACAGCUUUGGAUACAAAGGGUCUCGCCUUCGCCAGGAAGACUCCGCUCCCCGCAUCGUGGAGCACCCCUCCGACCUCAUUGUGUCCAAGGGGGAACCCGCCACUCUCAACUGUAAGGCAGAGGGCCGCCCGCCUCCCACGGUGGAAUGGUACAAGGACGGGGAGCGUGUCGAGACGGUCCGCGACAAUUCCCGCUCGCACCGCAUGCUGCUGCCCAGCGGGUCCCUCUUCUUCCUGCGCAUCGUCCACGGACGGAGGAGCAAGCCCGACGAUGGCAGCUACGUGUGCGUGGCCCGCAACUAUCUGGGCCAGGCAGUCAGCCACAACGCAUCGCUGGAAGUAGCCAUUUUACGUGACGACUUCAGACAAAACCCAGUUGACGUCAUGGUUGCCGUGGGCGAGCCUGCAGUGCUGGAGUGCCAGCCCCCCCGUGGUCAUCCUGAGCCCACCAUCUCCUGGAGGAAAAACGGUUUGACCAUAAAUGACCGAGAGGAACGCAUCACAAUCCGCAGCGGCAAGCUGAUGAUCACCAACACCAGGAAGAGCGACGCCGGGAAGUACAUCUGUGUCGGAACCAACAUGGUGGGGGAGAGAGAGAGUGAAAUCGCCGAGCUCACCGUGCUGGAGCGCCCGACCUUCCUAAAGCGGCCCAGCAGCGCUGUGGUGUUGGCGGACGGGCGUGUGGAGUUCCACUGUGCGGUUCAAGGAGAUCCUGUUCCUACCGUCCGCUGGAGGAAAGAGGAUUCUGACCUGCCGAAGGGAAGGUCGGAAAUCCUGGAGGACCACACCUUGAUUGUUCGCCAGGUGACCUCCUCAGAUGAGGGUUCCUACACCUGCGUGGUGGAGAACAUGGUUGGGAAGUCGGAAGCGUCUGCGACUCUCACUGUUCAUGUGCCACCAGCGUUUGCCUUGCGCCCCAAGAACCAGGUGGCAGCAGUAGGCAGGACGGUCACCUUCCAGUGUGAAGCCAGCGGGAACCCACAGCCUGCUAUCUUCUGGCAGAGGGAGGGCAGCGAGAGUCUGUUGUUCUCGGCACCGCAGCCCUUCAGCCGGGUGUCCGUCUCCCAGACGGGCAGUCUGACCAUCACCGAUGUUCAGCAUUCUGACGGCGGGCUCUACAGCUGCCAGGCUCUCAACAUCGCCGGCAGCGUUAUUACCAAAGCACUGCUGGAGGUUAUGGACCCGGGCUCGGAGCAGCUUCCCCCUGUAAUUAGACAGGGCCCUGUCAAUCAGACGGUUCCUGUGGACAGCACGGUGGCGUUGAGUUGCCAAGCGUCCGGCACGCCUCCUCCUACGGUCCUCUGGAAGAAGGACGGCGCAGUGCUGUCACCGACAGACUCUCGUUUGUCCAUAACAGACACUGGCUCGUUGGAGAUUCGCUACGCAAAGCUCGGAGAUACCGGCUUCUAUACUUGUGUUGCUUCCAGUCCCAAUGGAGAGGCAUCCUGGACAGCACACUUACAAGUGGAGGAGUUUGGGGUCAUUGUCCAGACCAGUGUACCUUCAGGCCCCAACAUGAUUCCUGGUGCCCCGACCAAACCGGACAUUACUGACAUCAGCCCCAAUUCUGUCACUCUGUCAUGGAAACCCAGCCCCAAUGGAGGUGCCCCACCCACGUCAUACGUCAUUGAGGCAUUCAGUCAUACGUUAGGAAGCAGAUGGGUGACGCUAGCUGACCACGUGAAGAUGCAGACCUUUGUCCUGAACAACUUGAAGGCUGGAACUGUCUACCUGUUUAUGGUCAGGGCGGUCAGUGAAUAUGGCCUCAGUGACCCCAGCACCAUCUCCGACUCAGUCCGAACACUCGACAGUACCUCCACUGUGCUGGGAACGGAUCCUCGUCACAUCCAGAGGGAGCUGUGGGAUGUGGUGAUCCAUCUAAACACACCCAUUGUCCUGUCCUCCUCUGCAGUGCGGGUGCACUGGUUGGUGGAGCAUCAGUCGCCGUACAUCCAAGGCUACAAGUUGCUGUACCGGCCCUCGGCUGAACACGGCCAGCCCGAGGGGCAGUGGAGUGUCCUGGAGGUCCGUGCCCCGCAGAAGGAAGGCGUGGUGGUCGGUCAGCUCAAGAGGGGCGCCAUCUAUGAGUUCAAAGUGCGUCCCUUUUUUGACGAGUUCCAGGGAGCCGACAGCGAGGUCAAGGUGAUCAGAACGCUGGAAGAAGCCCCCAGAGGAGCACCCCAGGGUGUGGCAGUAACAAAGAGGGAUGCCAAUGGCACUGAGGUCCUCAUAUCGUGGAAAGCACCGCCCAUCCCAGAUGAGGUCGGGGUCAUCCAGGAGUACAAGAUCUGGUGCCUGGGUAAUGAGACUCGCUAUCACGUCAACCAGUCCGUCGACGCCUCCACCUUCUCUUUGCUCAUUCCCGGUCUGGCACUGGGGAUUCGCUACGGAGUGGAGGUCGCCGCUAGCAACGGUGGCGGCCCUGGGGUCAAGAGUGAGGUCGUGUUCUUCCAGUUAGACUCUGCCGGCCACAUGAUGGAUCUGAGUGGAGAAAAGGACGCAUUGUCACACAUUUCUGACGUGGUCAAGCAACCGGCGUUUAUUGCGGGCAUUGGCGCCACCUGCUGGAUGGUCCUCAUGAUUUUCAGCGUGUGGCUGUACCGACACCGGAAGAAGAGAAGCGGCCUCAGCAGCACCUACACCGGCAUCCGGAAAGUGCCCUCCUUCACCUUCACGCCAGCAGUGGCGUAUCAAAGAGGGGAAUCUGCGUGCAACGCUGGGAGGCCUGGCCUCCUCGGCACGGGCGAGCCUCUGAACCAGCUGUGGCUGCCGGAUAAUUGGCCGAGCGCGUGCGCCAAUCACAAGGACUGCGGCAUCAACUGCUGCAACAACGCCAACGGCACCAGCGACAGUAACAUGACCACGUACAGCCGACCAGCUGACUGCAUCGCUAACUAUGGCAAGCACCCGGACACACGCGGCUCCGACGCGGCUAUUUACACCGACGUCAACCUCUCAGACAAGCUGAGUGACAUCAAGACGUCCAACCUGUGCUACACCAGUCCUGGGGGAGAGUCGUCAGACGCGUACGAGCCCAUCCCCUACGCCACCACCCAGCUCAUUCAGGCCAGCAUUGCAAACAAGACCCACGGCAUGGAUGUUCCCUGCUGGAACCAACCCCCGAACCCGCCCCCGCUGCCAAAAGAGAUGGCCGCUCAGAUGCAGUACAACAUCAUGGAGCAGAACCAGCUCAACCACGACCACGACGGCUCGGUCCACCACAAAAACUUCCCCUACCAGCACAGCCAGAGAGAUCACAGCACGGGCGGCAGCGGCGGCAGCGGCGGCACCUCGGGAAGUCAAAGUCAGAAGAAAGGCCUGCGAGCCGUGAAGACGCCAAAACACACGGCAGGAAGCUGGGGAGACGCUCUAGCCCCUCCUCAUGCCGUGGCCUGGAAUGGCGAUGAGUACAGCCUCCCCAUGGAGAAAAGUUUUGAUGCAGAGAAGAGAACAGAAAGCUGCCCGACUCCCCCAAUUAGAGGGGCGGCCUCCUCCCCCACCAAGGCGCCCUUUAGUCACCAAGCUAGCAGCACACAAGCGCGGGGGCUCAUGAGCAAUGGUGUGCAUGAUGGAAGCGACAACCUCAGCUCCAUACCCCCGUGCCUGGACACAGACGGACUCGACGAGGAUGCAGAGGAGGAGACAGCACUUCAUGACCACCGCCACCAUCGCCACCAAAGCCAACAGCACAAGCACAAGUUGCACCACAACUCCCCACACAAGCUGCUCCUCCACAGGCUGGAACAGACCCCCGCCUCCAGCACAGGGGAGCUGGACAGACCGGCCACAGGGUCCAUGGUGAACAGCUGGGGCUCGGCCUCCGAGGAUAACAUCUCCUCAGGCAGGUCCAGCAUUGUCAGCACCUCGGAAGGAUCUUUCUUCACAGAUGGAGAUUUCAACCAGGCGGAAGGUCUGCGUAUGUGCAGAUACCCGGAGGACUCAGGUCAGAGACGUCAGCGGCCGAGCAGUCCCAUGUCCACAGACAGCAAUAUGAGUCCUGCCAUCACACAGAGAAGACCCAGGAGGCAUAAACAGAGUCAAUGUGGGCAACAAGGCUACCAGCCCAGAGAUGUCUUCAAUGAUGAUUCUUUCAUGCCUCUGAAUUUCCCCAGUCAGAUGUCCCAAAGUAACUUUAAAGUCAGGGGGGCCACGUUGCCCCGGAUGGGGUCUGGAGAAGCCCGGGGCCGACGAGGCAGCACUGGGACUCACCGCGUCAAAGAGGCUCCAUUUGAAGAUGGUGAAAUCCAGGACAGUCACAAGAUCCUCGCAAGGGGAAAAGGAGGCAACAAAAGCAAACAGCACUCAGAAUUUGGGGAUGUUCUUCUGUACAGUCGUCCCUCUUUCCCAUCAGGUCCUGCUCACAGGGAACCGGACGAGUCGCAUGAGUCCAACUUUACAGCUUGUGAAGACACGAGCGCCAAGGAAGACUGUAUGGGAAUUGAUGAGUUCCUGAGAAGUUGAGAAUGGUUGAGACGGCAAACCGCCUACAGCUGCUUCACCUUUGGGAAAAAAAGACUAAAAGUGCUGCACAAGAAAUGCCGUCAUUUUUUUCUACAUCCGAUUUCUCACUCAAUGUUGGUUAAAAAAAGUGCUCACGUUGACGUCUGUGGACUGUUCCUGGGUCAGCGUGUGAAGCGGGCCCGAAGAAACGUGUGGCCUGAAGAUGGAAGAUGAAUGCACUCGUUCUGGCCGCUGGGAGUGUCUUAGAAAUAUUCGACAUGAUGACCGUUUCUCAUGUGUUCUUAAAUGCUUGUGUCAUUUCCAGACAUCUUGUAAAUUGUUUACUGCCACAGAAGUGCUUCAAAUUGAAAUUUGAUGUGACAGUGUUCAUGUUUGAUGAGUGGUGUACACCUUUGUCCUUGUAUCGUUUGUUCUACUUUGGUUAUAAAAGCACAAUCCCUUCUUUGUAUUAUUCUAAAUGUAUGGACUUCAUGCUGGUGUUGUGGAAAUCAUGUGACUUUAUCAUUUGACUUUACUCUGAGAACAUGAAUGUUGAUCUUGAUUGUGCAAACGGUUUCCGUGCAUUUUGAGCUGCUUUCAUUCCAAACGGCGAUAUGUUUUGUGUACUGAGAGAAUUGCAUGCACAUUUUCCUGUUGGAGAUAUUACUUAAACAUAUUUACUUUAACCUCCACCUGAGAUGAUGACAAUUAUCUUUUUUUGUUGCCCGCACUUUUUCAUCGACUCGCCUCGUCAUGUGACCUUGGCAACAACCUUGGAACUGGACGUGACAAACUGUCUUCAACUUUGCCCAUCAUCCACAAUCCUGAUAUGAGACAUCAACACAUGCCUUUCUCUUUUUUGUGAGUUCUAAAGAUAUAAAAACAGGUAAAAACAGGCAGCUAAUGAAUGGGAACUAUUCAAAGACCUCCAUCAAGGUUUUCUAUCCAUGCUGUGGGCGUGUAGUAACACCUACAUUGAUGAUAACAAGUUGUACUUGUAGUAAUUUAGUUAAUGAUGAACAGAAGGUUCCUUUCACGAUUGCGAUUUUUUGACAGACCUCCAGUUUGACCGUAGUUUGGUUGAAGCACGGUAACUCUGUAGCCCCAAGCUGGAACAAAUAUUGAUGGGAAAUGGAGAAAGAAAAGAGUAUUUAGAUUGGUAAAGUUAGCUUCAAAGCCCUGGCAGAUGGCUCUUGUAGCAAGACCAAAGUUAUUUGGAUCUACUGUUGCUGUGUUUGACUUAUCACGGAUUCCAUGGCCUGCCAGAGACUGGAGUAGUGCAGCUAUUAUUUUUAUUGUCAUAUACAGUGCUACCUUGGCAUAAGAGUGGCCCAACUAACCAGUGCUUUUCACAUUUUGGCAUUGAACUGCCAGCUGAAUUGGACUUCCGGCUGCUAUUGACUGCUAUUGUAUGUGAUGACGGUGGCUGAAGUCCAGUGUCUUGCUAGCGUUAGCCAUUUAGCAUGGAACUACCACAAUGAUGCACAUUAGCACUCGAACUCAUCAAAUAUGACCUUUAUGGGUUCCCACAUAAUAUCAGCAUUCGGGAGCAAGUAUGAGGUGAAAGAAAACGGGGGGAAAUACAUCCAAAUACAUCCAUACAGCCUUCUGGGCAUCGGAGAACGGUGGAUGCUGCGUUUAAUGACCGUCAACAAAGUAGGACAAAUCACAGCUCGCAUUAAACAUUCAAAAACUGUGGGAUUUCUAAUGAAUAGGUACAGUAUUGUAAUACAAUAAUAUUUACUUUCUAUGUAUUUUAAUGUGUUUUA